CAAAUCAGUCAGAGAGUCCCAACGAGCAGACGUGAGCAGACGUGCCAAAAAGUGCUAGGAAUAAAAUAAAACAGAGUGCUUCCAGAACGCAGACACACGCAUACCCUACAUUCACACACUCACUCGCAGGUUAAGCUGUUUUUUUGUUCGUGAAAGAAAAGAAGCAAGAGGCGAAAAGAAAAGUGCGGUGGCAAGCGGAAGAGCUUGAUAGCGAAAGACAGAAAGAAAAAGUGAAAAGGGCAGCAGAAAGCAGCGCAAGAGGAACCAAAGAAAACUGAUCAUGGCCAGUGCAGAGCAGAAACACGCCACCGGGAACGGAACAACUGGCAAUGGAACGGCGAUGAACGAUGUGGACCAGCCCAAGGAUGCCAAGGACCUUCUGCCGCACCUUGAGUCCCUCGAGAGGAUCAUCAAAUUGCCCGUGGUAAAUGCGGCAUGGGACAAGUCCCAGGAUGUCUAUGGCAAAGUAAAAGGCAAAAAUCGUGUCUUCGAAUGGGCUUUAACGGCGGCCGAGGAUUGUGUGACGCGCGCGGUGACAACGGCGGCUCCCUUCGUCACCAAACUGGACCGACCCAUCGCCUAUGUGGACCAGACCCUGGUCAAGGGCAUCGAUAAGCUUGAGGUAAAGGCGCCGAUCAUCAAGGACACACCCCAGGAGAUCUACAACCAGGCCAAGAGCAAGGUGAUCGAUGUGGUGCAGCCCCAUCUGGAGCGCGUCGUCAAGUUCAAGGCAGCUGGUCAGCAGAAGGCCGCCUCGCUGAAGGAUCUCGCCUGGCAGAAGGCCAACGAGGUGCUGGCCACCCAGUACGGCAGUCUGGCUGUCAACGGAGUGGACACCACCACGGCGCUGGCCGAGCGCCUCCUUGAAUACUACUUCCCCAAGUGCGAGUCGGAUGUCGAGGAAGAUAAUGAUGAUAAACAAAAUGCCGUCGUGCAGAAUGGCAAGAGUUCUGAAAAUGACAUUAUUAUUGUUGGGGAGAGCUACGACCGGGAUCACGAUCAAGAGAUUGAUGAUAGAUUCUUAGUGGCCGCCUCGACGGUAUUUCUGUCCAUGUCCCUGAAAAUCAUAACCGAAAUUGUUGAGUACGUUAGAAGAAAUCCAGAGAUCGUAGGCAUUAUCGAUAGGGAACUCAACAAGUUUAUGUGCCAGUUCCCGCCAGCGAGGAUCCAGUCCUACACACAGUACAGACAGUUGGACGGCUAUCCAAUAAGAUCUCGCGUCGCGUCUAUCGAAAUGUCUCCCGACAGAUCAAGCAGGUCCAGAAGGGCAACAUCAACGACUAUCUGAGCUCCCUGAUAGCCGCCCUCAAGUUGCAUCAGUACAUCAAUUUUAUUAACUCGUCGAUGGGCACGAAUGUGGAGCAGUCUGGUGGCAGCAGCAGUGACGCCUGUUCGCCAUUUGGAACCACCACUAGCACCACUACCACCACUACCACCAGCUCCACCAGCAACAACAAGCCCGUUGUUGCCUUGCCACAUGUGGCCAAAAGCAAACGGGCGCCGGCGGUGUCGUCUCAGUAGUGGAGAAACAGCAGCUCAUCUACAAUUAUAUCUAUCUAUAGCUAGAUAUUAUCCUCUUUCACGCACGCUCACCACCUAAGAUACCCCUCUACCUACCACCCACGCCGCCCAUUUUAUAAUGUAUUUUAUAAAUUCUUUUUUUUUUUUUAUUGCGUACUAUUUCAUUGAGUGUACUAGCCGAUACGAGUAGUACUUCCAUAGAGGAUCAUUUAAAGUGGAGAAGGUUAUUCGAACGCACGCCCAAGAAGUCCGCCUCCUCCUGCGCCACCUGCUUUGUAAAUAUUUAUUUGAAGUAUAGCCCUCACCAAUCCUAGUUAUAAGAUAUAGUAGUCGCAGAGAUCCGGGAGUCAGAAGAGAGCGUUUUUUUUUCGUCAAUUUUAGCUGUGCUAAAGUGCCACGCAUGCAUUGAAUAAUACAUUAUAAAUAUAUACACACACACCUAUAUAUGCCUAACAUAUACGCAGAUAUAUGAUAUAUAUACAUAUAGAGAGAAACACACGCACACGGUUGGCAUAGUGCGGUUUAGCUGUACGUAUACGUAAUAUAAUACCUAAUGCUAUUUCUAUAUCUAUUUAAAUUCCAUUGUACGCUCGCUGGGAGCCCAACCAGAUGAUGUUUAAUUGCUAAUGAAAAUGAAUUAUGCCUAAUAUAUAUCCAUACAUAUAUAUAUAUAUAUAUAACACAACACCCCCCCCCUCUCCCCUCACACACUUGUAUGGAGAACCUAGCCAUAAUGUUUGCUCUAAACAACUAGAUUGAUAAUAUUAAAUAUUAAUAAAAAGAACCAACGCAAAACUGGAACGAAGAACAAGAGAAUUGCCAACGAAUUUCUUUUAAUUAUUUUUGCCUCUGCCACUCGAUGAUGAGCGGAAGGGGGUGGGGGGAGAAGGAGGAGCGCUGUAGCUCCUUCUGCCCCCUAUCUGAUUAGGCGCCUUAUCGGGACAGCACUGUACGGUCCGCUGAUUUAUUUCGAGUUCAGUGUAGAGUUCAGUCGCUGCAGCGAAUGAAUUUAUGGAGCACUUGCUGCCCAGAUAAGGCUAUAUGUAUGUAUGUAUGUACACAAUGUUUCCGAACAUGUGAUAUUAAAGUGCGUUUUGCUCGAAAUCGGAAAUCGCUGCUAAAACCAUGUGCUUCAUAAAUGUAUAUCAACUAAAUGUUUCAGCGCACACUUCAGUUACAAAUAUUAGCUGGCUAGAUAAUACCUACAUUUUUCUUUAGUUGUUAGUUACAAUGACGUAUGGGAACUACUUCUGCUUGCCCAUUUGGCCCAGUUCCAGUUUUAAGUUCCCACUUUCUUGAGCCGCACUGUCGCCCAGUGGACUUGUGACUCUGUCCCUGUCGAUAAUGACGGCGUUAAUGGCCGUGCAAUUAUCCGUCUUGUAGAUUGGGCAAAACGUCGACGUCGGCUUCUCGGAGUUUCCUUUUCAUUUCGUUUGGCUUCGCCACUCCACUUCCUUUGCGGAUUCUCCCCUGAUGCUCCACCAUCUCAUUUGUAUGCUCCACGUCUGGCCGAUCGCUUUAAUUUGCGCUCCCGACCAGAGGAACAUGCCAGGGGCUCAGGUGUCUGUCCAAAGUCUGGACUAGGUUCCAGUUUGAACGCCUGGUGCCUGGGGAAUCAAUCUCAGGUCCAGGCCCAUAACCAGACCCAGCAUACUUGGCAUAAUUUUGAGUUUUGCGAAAUGCAUUUGGUUUGAAAAUAUUCAUGAGUUCGGUCUGGCCAGAAGAGGGCUUCGCUGAGGUAUUGGUAUUUCUUGUGGAACCCAUGGAACCCAUGACUUGCUCGACGGGUUCCGAAACCGCAGUCUAACUAAUGCGGCAUGCACAAGGAGAAAAAAUUGGUACAAAGUAAAAUCAAUCACUUUUGAAAAUUACUUUCAAAAUAACUUAGAUUUUAAUAAUUGUAACUGGUAACUAGUAGAAUACCUAGAAAUGCGCAAUUCUUAUCGAAUUUGAAAAGCUUAGACCAAUUCUCCGUAUUAUGAGCGCAAAAAAUUCCAUUUUCAAAUAACAUUCAUUAAUAGCCAUGAUUGUCUUAUUGGUUCUUUUCGAUAGAAGAAUCAUUAUUGAUAUUUUGAUAAGUAAAUCUACUCCUUGUGCUCUACAACACAAUUGUAGGACUCUUGAUACCAUAUUGAUAUUGAUAGGUAAAUCCGAUUCUUCCGAUUGAAGACUUGAUGCCAUCAUGAUAAGUAAAUCUUCGCUGAUUAACUUUCUUGAUGGGUAGAUCCUCUGUGUAAGUGCAAUGCAUCGAUCGUUUGUCGGUCCGUUCGAUGAUCAUGGAGGUAACGAUCGUCAUUGGACAGCCCCCAAUGUAAUGGAAAUGCCAACCGCAAGGUGUGUACACUUCCAAAGGGGGGGGGGCCUCCGUGUGUAAAGAUGUUAAUGGACCCGGACUUUGGACCUGGCCUCUCGAGCCGGUCUCCCCGUUCAGAUUCCGAUUCUUCUCGCAGCGAUGAUGACGAGGUCUGGUCUUCCAGUCUUCGCCUGGCAACGACAAUUCUUAUCGCGGUGAAAGGGGGGGGGGAGCGGUGGAGAGGAGAGAGUGGACCCAUAAAGGCGUUCCAACUAUAAACGUAAUCAAGAACGAGAGGGAAGAGACCCAAGAAAGAGAGUUGGUGCGGAAGUGGUUGGGGGGCAGGUGGUGGUAAAGCCUCAGGAUGAGCCCCCGCCUUCGGCGUAAGGGGCGUGUCAUCCUUUGAUCAACACGAGUGCGAGCAAGACGGGCGAGGUGCAAAGUGCAGAAAGUGGCGUGAUUCUUAUUAUUCAUUCUCUCGCUUCAGAUUAUUGAGUAUGAUAUUGCACGUAUAUGUAUACAUACAUAUAUGGGUAUUAUUGCGCCGACUUCUCUGAUCUCGUCGUGCAUCAUUCUCUCCUGCGUUGCACCUAACUGAUAAGAAUCUGCGUCAGAGGCUCGGAUCUGGAGGUUAUAUCAGUUUAUUCGGCUAGAAGAAUCGAGUGCAACGCAACAAGCGGAUUUUAAAUUCGGUAGCCAAAUACUUAGAAUCUUCGCAAAGAUUUCUUUUUUUUUAAAAAGCUUAUGUAGUCCCAAAUUUAACUAAGGACUUCCUCUCAUUUAU
Messenger RNA from Drosophila melanogaster (fruit fly), 4598 nucleotides. RefSeq names its product lipid storage droplet-2 (gene Lsd-2). Lineage: Eukaryota; Metazoa; Arthropoda; Insecta; Diptera; Drosophilidae. The record is from RefSeq and is marked reviewed. Gene Ontology annotation, cellular component: lipid droplet; cytoplasm. The transcript is spliced from 6 exons. The coding region runs from base 281 to 1288 and encodes 335 amino acids.